This is a messenger RNA of Plenodomus lingam JN3, 852 nucleotides long. RefSeq lists its product as uncharacterized. The record is from RefSeq and is a predicted model, not a curated record. NCBI's taxonomy places the organism in Eukaryota, Fungi, Ascomycota, Dothideomycetes, Pleosporales, Leptosphaeriaceae.
AUGCGUUACUCCAUCGCCACCGUUGCUGCUUUUGCCAGCCUCGUCGCCGCCGUCCCCCAGUACGGUGCCGUCCCACCCAGCGUUCCCGACUACCCAGCCCAGCCGGUUGAGUCCAAGGUCCCCGACUACCCAGCGUACCCAGUGAACUCUCCUCCUGCUCCGGAGUACCCUGCCCAGUCCGCCAGCAGCUCUACCAUGACUCCUGAGCACCCCGCUCCUACUCCUGAGCACCCUGCCCCUACUCCGGAGUACCCUGCUCAGUCCGCCAGCAGCUCUACCAAGACUCCCGAGCACCCUGCUCCUACUCCCGAGCACCCUGCUCCUACUCCGGAGUACCCUGCCCAGUCCGCCAGCAGUUCUACCAAGACUCCCGAGCACCCUGCUCCUACUCCUGGCAAGCCUGACUAUCCCGUCAACUCUCCUCCCGCUCCUGAGCAGACCGCCUCUACUCCCGGCAAGCCUGAGUACCCUGUCAACACUCCCCAGGUGCCCGUCGCCACCGAGUCUUGCGCCAGCUCCACCACCAUCACAGUCACCCUUCCCUACCCCUCUGGAACUCCUUCCGUCCCCUACAACGUUGGCCCCAAGCCUUCCGCUCCUGGCCACCCAGGUGUUCCCGGUGUGCCUGGCGUGCCUUCCGGUGGUGCUCCUUACCCCGUCCCAUCCGUCACCGGUUCCGUUCCCCAGCCUCCUGCAGGUACUGGUGUUCCCCCUGCUGGCACUGGUUACCCUACCAAGACCGGUGGCUACUCCAAGCCUUCCGUCCCUGCUGAGUUCACUGGUGCUGCCUCUUCGCUCAACGUUGGUGGCUUCGUUGCUGGUGUCGGUGCUUUCGCUGCUUUCUUCUUGUAA